AUGCUGAAGAGCAAGUACGUACGUUGCUGCCCCCUUGUUUGGCGGCGUUUUGCCAGGAACCAGCACCAGGUGGCGUUGGGCUGCCCUCAACUUCGACCGGCGUCAGACAAACCAGAGCCUUCAUUUACCAACGCCCAAGAAGAAAAAAACCAUUCACGGCUCCCCUCCCCCCUUCUCACUUCAGGCGCGGUAUGCCGGCCAGUGUACAAUGCGCUCGUCGAGACAUGGCCUCCCAUUCCAGGGCCCCCAUCGCGUCUCUCUCUUCCAUACUUCAUGCUUGGCCUCUUCGCCGCUGCUUUGAAUUCGAAAGAGGAGGGAAAGAAAAAAAGAAAGUACAGCAUGUUUUCUGCCAGCCAUGUUGCGUGCGACGCUCCCGUCGGUCAAGCGUUGGCAGUCUCGGCACUUGAUCAACAAACAGGCAUUCGAAGGUUUGUCUGA
Molecule: messenger RNA, 438 nt
Organism: Ustilaginoidea virens
Lineage: Eukaryota; Fungi; Ascomycota; Sordariomycetes; Hypocreales; Clavicipitaceae
Exons: 2
Coding region: 1-438 (145 amino acids)
Source: RefSeq, a predicted model, not a curated record